Messenger RNA from Trichoderma citrinoviride, 600 nucleotides. RefSeq names its product guanylate kinase. Lineage: Eukaryota; Fungi; Ascomycota; Sordariomycetes; Hypocreales; Hypocreaceae. The transcript is spliced from 2 exons. Gene Ontology annotation, molecular function: GMP kinase activity. Gene Ontology annotation, cellular component: cytosol. Gene Ontology annotation, biological process: purine nucleotide metabolic process. Bases 1 to 600 code for a protein of 199 amino acids. The record is from RefSeq and is a predicted model, not a curated record.
AUGAAUUCCAGCAAGUCACAACCGAACGACGUCCGACCGAUCAUCAUAUCGGGACCUUCAGGGGUCGGCAAGGGAACCCUCAUCCAAAUGCUCGAGAACGCACAUCCCGGUACGUUCACGAGGACAGUCUCGCACACCACGCGUCAACCCCGGGACGCCGAAGCCGAAGGAAGCACCUACUUUUACGUUUCAAAGCCCGAAUUCCAAUCACUCAUCUCUCAAAACGCCUUCAUCGAAUACACAUACUUCAGCGGCAACUACUACGGUACCAGCAGGCGGACCGUCGCAUACCAAACGGCAGAAGGCUUGGUAGUGGUGCUGGAGAUUGAUGUUGAAGGGGUAAAGCAAUUGCGCGAGACUGCGAUCAUCGACGCUCGCUAUGUCCUCAUUGAACCGCCGAGCCUUGAUGAACUGGAGGCUCGGCUUCGGCAACGGAGCACGAAGACGGAAGUGAGCAUCGAAAAGAAACUUGGACAGGCGAGAUGCGAGCUUGAGCAAGCGGAGACUUCCGGGCUUUACGACAUGGUCCUUGUGAAUGAGGAUCUUGAUGCGUCAUACAAGAAACUGGAAGCCUUCAUUUGGGGACUAUCAACAGAUUGA